Penicillium waksmanii is the source of this 1419-nucleotide messenger RNA. RefSeq names its product microfibrillar-associated 1 family protein. Gene Ontology annotation, biological process: mRNA splicing, via spliceosome. NCBI's taxonomy places the organism in Eukaryota, Fungi, Ascomycota, Eurotiomycetes, Eurotiales, Aspergillaceae. The record is from RefSeq and is a predicted model, not a curated record. Gene Ontology annotation, cellular component: U2-type spliceosomal complex. Gene Ontology annotation, molecular function: RNA binding. Bases 1 to 1419 code for a protein of 472 amino acids. The transcript has a single exon.
AUGCCUCCUCCGCUUCCCUCCCACCACCGCGGGAUGACCGCAAACCCGCUUAAGCCUGUCGGUCGGUACCGACCAGGAAAGGCGGUCGCCGAGGAGGACUCAUCUUCCGAAGAAGAGGAGGAGGACGAUGUUGAGGCGCAACAAGAAGCAGAAAUAAGACGACAGGCCGAAGCGCGACUCCGACGACAGCAAGCUCCCAAGGCCAGCUCAUUCCCUGCAGCGGCGGUACCCAAGCUCGAAGAACAAGAAGAUGACGAAGAAGGAUUCGUCACUGAGGAUGAAGAGGACGACGAGCCCGCGCCCGCAAAAGCUCCGCAAAAAGCUGCACCAGCAGUACAACCCGACACCCCAGAAGUUUCAGCGCCUAAGAUCACACCUGUAGCCAAGGCACAGGAAAGCGAAGAAGAAUCAGAGGAAGAAGAGGAGAGCUCGGAAGAGGAAAGUAGCUCAGAGGAUGAGGCGCCACGGAGGAUGCUCAUUCGACCUACGUUCAUUAAGAAAGACAAGAGAGGCAAUGCUGCCGGACAAGAUGCCGGCGCACAAUCACAACCAGCUCCCGGUGCGACAGACCCCGCAGCAGAUGACGAGAAGCGUCGAGCACAGCGUCAGGAGAAAGCAGAUCAACUAGUACGGGAUCAACUCGAGAAGGAAGCCAUUGCGCGCUCUGCUGGAAACCGGGCCUGGGAUGACGAUGAACUCGUGGAGGCCGACGAGGAGGAAGCAAUUGAUGAUCGCGACGGCCUCGACCCAGAAGCAGAAUACGCGGCAUGGAAAUUACGAGAAUUGAAGCGCGUCAAACGUGAGCGCGAAUCAAUCGAAGAAGCCGAGAAGGAACGCGAAGAAAUCGAGCGACGCCGCAACCUCACCGCAGAGGAGCGAGAUGCCGAGGACCGCGAGUUCAUAGCGAAGCAGAAGGAGGAACGAGAUGCCACGCGCGGCGAGACUGGAUUCAUGCAAAAAUAUUUCCACAAGGGUGCUUUCUUCCGCGACGAUUUGGAGCGCGAGGGAAUUGAUCAGCAGAACGUGAUGGGUCGGCGAUUUGCAGACGACGUCAACCGCGAAACGCUUCCUCAGUACAUGCAGAUUCGCGAUAUGACCAAGCUUGGAAAGAAAGGUCGGACUCGUUACCGUGAUCUCAAGUCUGAGGAUACAGGUAACUUUGGCGAGGGUUACCAGAAUCGACGACGAGAUAAUGCUCCACCGAUUGGCGUUACAGACGAGCGAUUCAUGCCUGAUCAGGGCGAUUCCCGUGGGCCUCAGGGACCGACAGGAGCCAAUGCCAGUGCGGUCCGCUCGAGGCGCAUGUCCAGAUCUAGAUCACGCUCUCCACGACGAGAUCGGUCUAGAGAGCGGCGGAAACGCAGCCCCUCGCCAUAUGAAGAUCGGGACAAGCGCCGGCGCGUGGAGAGUUCUUCAUGA